ACUCUGAGCCAAGGGAGGUGCAACAUGGAGAUAUAUUCAGUGUCUUGGGAUUUAAUGGAAGAAUGCUCCAUGACAACAUUGUAGAAGCCACUGAAGAUUUCAGCUCCUGCUAUUGCAUUGGUUCGGGAGGAUAUGGAAACGUUUAUAAAGCUGCGUUACCUACAGGUCAAGUGGUUGUUGUGAAGAAAUUUCACAAUUCUGAAGACAACAUGCUCAUCCACAACAUGAAAGCCUUUGAAAGCGAGAUUGUUGCUUUAUUAGAAAUAAGGCAUCGUAACAUUGUGCGGAUGUACGGCUUUUGUCUGCAUCCAAGGCAUUCUUUCCUUGUUUAUGAAUUUAUAGAAAAGGGGAGUCUGAAAAUGGUGUUGAGCAACAAUGAACAGGCAAAGGAGUUGGAUUGGAAGAAGAGACUAAAUGUAGUCAAGGGAUUGGCUAAUGCUCUGUCUUAUAUGCAUCAUGACCGUUCACAACCCAUAAUUCAUCGAGACAUUUCGAGCAACAAUGUUCUCUUGGAUUCAGACUAUGAAGCUCAUGUCUCAGAUUUUGGCACAGCUAGGCUUUUGAAGCCUGACUCCUCCUACUGGACUUCACUUGCGGGCACCUACGGUUACAUAGCUCCAGAGUUGGCUUAUACAUUAAGAGUAGAUGAGAAAUGCGACGUGUACAGUUUCGGGGUACUAACAAUAGAAGUUGUAAUGGGGAGGCAUCCUGCUGAUCUUCUUUCGUAUUUGUCGUCAUCGACAUCCAGAACGAUAUCUGUGUCGAAUGACCAACAGAUUUUACUUAAAGAUGUGAUCGACCAACGCCUCUCACCGCCCGUAAGCCGAGUUGCAAGGGAUGUAGUUUCUAUUACAAAGCUUGCAUUUGCUUGCUUGAAUGGCAAUCCCCAACUUCGACCAACCAUGAAACAUGUUGCUCAGGCUCUUAGUCGUCAAUCCCUUCCAUUGCCAAGCCUUUUCUCGACCAUAAAAUUGGAAGAACUGUUGGGAUAGUAGGAGGGUUGCAAGUAUGACCUUAUGGAGGUGGUUUUUGCUUAGUGAUUUUUGGUUGUCUUAUUGUGAAUCCUGAUUCGUAGGCUGUCUUGUUUUGUGCAUCUUACAUGUU
Hibiscus syriacus is the source of this 1104-nucleotide messenger RNA. Its product is annotated as MDIS1-interacting receptor like kinase 2-like. The transcript has 2 exons. Gene Ontology annotation, molecular function: protein kinase activity; ATP binding. Gene Ontology annotation, biological process: protein phosphorylation. The record is from RefSeq and is a predicted model, not a curated record. NCBI's taxonomy places the organism in Eukaryota, Viridiplantae, Streptophyta, Magnoliopsida, Malvales, Malvaceae. The coding region runs from base 63 to 992 and encodes 309 amino acids.